Messenger RNA from Dermacentor andersoni, 1915 nucleotides. RefSeq names its product probable 4-coumarate--CoA ligase 2. The record is from RefSeq and is a predicted model, not a curated record. Lineage: Eukaryota; Metazoa; Arthropoda; Arachnida; Ixodida; Ixodidae. Gene Ontology annotation, molecular function: CoA-ligase activity.
CCGACUCCCAGCCCGCACCACCAUCCGCGGCGGGAUCCGCGCCUCUUGGCUCCCCGACGUCGGUCGCGCAGGUCCAUCCAUGUGCACGUCGCCACAGCUACCGCAAGCUGUUGCUGACACACUCAGCGCCUCAAGUACUGAUCACGCCACGAUGCUGAAGGGGCGCAUCGAGAACAAAAUCCUGUGCUCGCCGUACCCGAAGCUGAGCGUGCCCGUGUGCUCGGUGUACACGGCCGUCAAGGCGUUCCUCAGCGUGGCCAGUUCCAAGCUCGCGGCGGUCGACUAUACAACCAGUUACACCCGCCAGGAGCUUCUCCAUGCGCUGGAGCGCUACGCUGCGGGUUUCCAGUCUCAUGGACUGAAACUGGGGGACCACGUCUGCAUCCACAUGCGCAACUCGGUCGACUCUUUCGUGACCCUGUUUGGGCUCAUCUUCGCAGGCGCCACCGUCAUUCUUGCAAAGACGUCCCUCACACACCGGGAGCUGAUGUACCAGAUGACCGAUGGAGAAGCGGUGUACAUUGUGACCGACCCGCCAAAUGCCGAUAAAGUGCGCAAGGUGUGCGACGAAAUGAAGAUGCCCGAUAAGGCCCGUUUUGUGCUAGGCGAGGCACCGGGCUUCAUUUCCAUUCUGAGCUUUGCGCUGAUCGAUCCGAAGCAGUUUCGCGAGGUUCCUGUUCCCGACCCCAAGAACACUAUUGCGGGCCUGAGCUACACAUCGGGCACUACUGGUCUGCCCAAGGGCGUCGAGGUCACGCACUUCUCCUUUGUGGCUAACAUGGUGCAGUCCAAGGGCGUCACAGGUUCGGAUGAGACCGACGUUUUCCUCGCGUGGAACCCAAUCACGCACAUGUCCGGCUUCUUGUUCACCAUGCUUGGCGCCUGCAUUGGCUCCACCUGUGUCAUCGUCUCGCCCGCGCUAACAUACAACCAGUUUAUCGACGUCUGCAACAAGUACCAGGUGUCGGCGUUGUUCAGCUUCCCGAACAGACUGCAGAAUCUCGUCAACGAGAUGCUUCGCACGAACACGCAGCUGGGGCAGAUCCGCAAGUUGUCCAUCGGCGGCAGCCAGGUGACCGAGACGCUGGCCCGCGGGGCUCUUAAAGUUUUUCCCAAGCUGCACAACUUACGCAACUUCUACGGCAUGACCGAAAGCUGCGGUCUCAUAGCAGCGCCCGGCCUGGACGAGAUUAACUUCGAGGACCUGGGAAUUCCCUCGCCGAAUGUUGAGAUCAAGGUCUUGAGCCCGGAUAAGAGAGAGCUAAUGGGGCCCAAUCAGCGCGGAGAGAUCCUGUUCCGCAUGCCGUCGGUUAUGCGUGGCUACUACAAGAAACCCGACGAAACCGCCCGAACUCUUCUGAAGGACGGCUGGUGUAAUUCAGGAGACAUGGGGUACUACAAUGACAACGGCCGGCUCUACUUUUCGGAGCGACUGAAGGAGCUGAUAAAGUGCAUGGACAACCAAGUGGUUCCAGCUGAGCUGGAAAACCUGAUUUUGAGCCAGUGCCCGGCCGUGGCUGAAGUGAGCGUUCUGGGACUACGGCAUUCCGAGUACGGAGAGGUGGCCGCCGCUUUCGUCAUUCUCCACGAAAACCAGAAGGGCAAGGUCACCGAAGACGACAUCAAAAAGAUAGUGUCUGAUAACCUGGCCAAGCACAAGCAGCUCUACGGGGGCGUCUACUUUCCUCCCUGUUUGCCCCACAACGACACCGGCAAGGUGCUCAAGGCUAACAUACGCGAGAACCUGGCCUUCUACAUUGCACACGCCUGAUCGCAGGAGGCUAAGGAUGCCAAAUUUUGAACUGCGAGUAGCCAAGAAGUGGGAAAAGGACAAAAGACCUUUAUUGCGUCGAGAACUCUUCGAUGGCGAAAGCUGUUUCAUGUAUCAUAAAUUUCAGCUUCCAGCAAAAUAUAA